UUAAGCCAUCUUAAUACCUCCCUCCAUUCGACGCUCGGCGAGGAGGCCGAGGCCAUGGAGUUCCACUCAGAGAGUCCAAUCUCCAUGGAGGUUCCCUCCUCGAUCCAAGCCCUAGCCCAGCACAAGCACGUUCGCUGCAUCGUCAAGCUCGGUGGGGCAGCCAUCACCUGCAAGAAUGAGCUGGAGAGGAUUAAUGAGGAGAGUCUGGUAGUAGUAUGCUCACAGUUGAGGGAAGCGAUGAAUCCGGAGACGGUGGAGUCUCAGGGGAAGGUUUUAGGGAUGGAUUGGAGCAGGCGGCUGGGGGCUUCUAUCGACUCCUUCGCUGAUGAUUUUGACGUGGAUUCCACGUUGGUUUCCGAUAGCGGCUUCAUCAUUGUCCAUGGAGCAGGUUCUUUUGGACACUUCCAAGCCAGUAGAACUGGAGUCAACAAAGGAGGAUUACAUCUUCCACUUGUUAAGGCUGGUUUUGUGGCUACUCGGAUCUCUGUAACAUCACUGAACCUUGAGAUUGUUAGAGCUCUUGCUAGAGGUAACGUGUUAAGUUUAUUUCUGCUUCAAUUAGAUGUUGCCAUUUGGAUUUGUUAA
Messenger RNA from Dendrobium catenatum, 585 nucleotides. Its product is annotated as isopentenyl phosphate kinase-like. Gene Ontology annotation, cellular component: cytosol. The transcript has 5 exons. The coding region runs from base 55 to 585 and encodes 176 amino acids. The record is from RefSeq and is a predicted model, not a curated record. Lineage: Eukaryota; Viridiplantae; Streptophyta; Magnoliopsida; Asparagales; Orchidaceae.